Trichogramma pretiosum is the source of this 405-nucleotide messenger RNA. Its product is annotated as endoglucanase-like. The transcript has a single exon. Lineage: Eukaryota; Metazoa; Arthropoda; Insecta; Hymenoptera; Trichogrammatidae. The record is from RefSeq and is a predicted model, not a curated record. The coding region runs from base 1 to 405 and encodes 134 amino acids.
AUGAGAUCAAUGAAGAUUUUAUUCCUUUUGGUGGCAUUAACUGCAUGUGCCAGGGCAUUACCAGCAGGCGAAGCAAUGGAACAAAACGCGAUUCCCACCACAGAUGUUGACGCAGCUGCUGAACCAACAGAAAACCCAACUGAGACACCAACUGAGACACCAACUGAGACACCAACUGAAGCACCAACUGAAAACCCCGAAGAAGCAAGCUCAACAGCUGGUGGUCUGGUUCACCGUCAGGUGGAACCGUCUAGUCCAGCCUCAAAGAGCGAGAUCCAAGAAAUUUUCACUGCCAGCUUGGCUGACGCGUCCUCCCAGAUGCAAUCAACCCUCGUGGUCGCGCUGAUGGUCUUGGUGGCUAUCAUUAUCACGAUGUUGGGCCUUUGCAUGUGUGCAAUAAGAUGA